Molecule: messenger RNA, 1278 nt
Organism: Tyto alba (common barn owl)
Lineage: Eukaryota; Metazoa; Chordata; Aves; Strigiformes; Tytonidae
Gene: PIGX
Product: phosphatidylinositol glycan anchor biosynthesis class X
Exons: 6
Coding region: 118-867 (249 amino acids)
Biological process (GO): GPI anchor biosynthetic process
Cellular component (GO): endoplasmic reticulum membrane
Source: RefSeq, a predicted model, not a curated record
UCCGGUGGGCGCCGCGGAGCGAGGGGCCGGUGCGCGGGGCCGGUGCGCGGUGCGGAGCGAAGGGUCCGGUGGUCGCCGCGGAGUCAGGCGGGCGCCGCGGGCGGGAGCGAGCCCGUCAUGGCGGGCGGGCGGCGGGGCGAGGCGGUGCUGCUCGGCGCCGGGCUGGCCGCGCUCCUCGGCGCUCUCUAUGCGCAGGCCGCUUGCCAGGAGGCCGCUGUCACGCAGGAGUUUCUGCAAGAGGGGUUUCACAGGGACCUGCUGGUGAAGGUAGAACUCGGUGCAGUGGGGGAGGGCGCUGGAGGAUGCACAGUGGCAGCCAGAACUCAUCUCCCAUCGGGAAUCUACGUGGACCCUUAUGAGCUGGCAUCGCUGCGGCAGCACAACUUGACAAAGGCGGUGUUAAUUCCUGAUGUCAUUGAUGUGGAGGCUCCUGAGUACUUAGCCACAGAUUUUCUUGUUCUCUUGUACAUGGAACCCGACCCUCAGUGCUCUCACUGUUUUAGAGCCGCCUUGCCAGUGCACGGGCGGUAUCACCGCCCAGCAGAAGAGACCAAGGAAGCGUUGGUUGUUGUGAAGAGCCCAGAAGUACUGGUCUGCUGCUGCGACAGUCGCCUGUCAGCAGAGUGCUGGAAGCCUGCUGAAGUGGAAGCCCCCUGUUCAGGCAAAACCGAUGGCCCCUGUCAGUGGUACAGCAUAACACACAAACCUGCAAAUGAGGAAUUGAUUCUGCAGGUUCCAGUGGGGCUCAGGCAACAUAGUUGGUUGGUGUGUGUCAUGACACUUCUUGCCACGGUGCUCUGUUCCAGUCUGAUUCUUGCAGCUGUGUGCAAAUACGGAGACUUCUCCCUGGAGACCUGCUCAGAAUAAAGAAAUACGGAAUGACUGACCUCCAUCCAGCAAAACUAACUGAAUAUUACAUCAGCUUCCUGAAUGAAUCCUAUUCUACUGCUAUUUAUAUCCGGGGAACGUGCGAGGGUCCUACCAUUAUGUAACAGUUCCCUUGGCCUCAUUCUUACAAACACCUCUCACACACCAUAGGACUGUUUCGGCGCAUUGUUGACAGAUAAAGCGGAUGGAGGGUAGGAACAGCGCUGCAAAAAACUGGAAGGACUGCCACAGUCUCAGCUCUGAUUCCCUCCCCCUGGCCGAGAGCCUGCUUCGACUACAGUGCUGCCUCUCCCCAGAGGUGUUUGUAUUUAAUUUAAACCAACGGACUUAGGGAUUGCUUAUUAAGGGUAUGAAAAACAUUAUCUAGUCAUUAAAGUUUCUGAAUUCUAA